Molecule: messenger RNA, 1440 nt
Organism: Truncatella angustata
Lineage: Eukaryota; Fungi; Ascomycota; Sordariomycetes; Amphisphaeriales; Sporocadaceae
Product: major facilitator superfamily domain-containing protein
Exons: 10
Coding region: 1-1440 (479 amino acids)
Biological process (GO): transmembrane transport
Cellular component (GO): membrane
Molecular function (GO): transmembrane transporter activity
Source: RefSeq, a predicted model, not a curated record
AUGGCCAUGAAGCAGUUUGCUGAAGAUGCCGAAUCCGGUAAGCCCAGAGAAACUUUGGACACAGCUGGAUCCUCGUCACAUAUAGAAGACAUCGACUUAGACGCUGAAAAGGCACUUCGUUGGCGGCAAGACAAGCGCAUUAUUCCACUAUCUGCGGGCAUCUACUUUCUGUGUUAUCUUGACAGAUCUAACAUUGGGAAUGCUAAAAUUAUGAACUCGUCUACCCAUAAUGAUCUACUGAGUGAGACGGGCAUGUCCAACUAUGAGUACACCAUUGCACUCAUGAUCUUUCUAGUCGCGUAUGGUCUAUUCGAGGUGCCCUCGAAUAUACUUCUAAAACGACUGAGACCAUCACGCUGGAUCGCCUUCUUAAUGUUCGCAUGGGGCGCAUGUACAAUGGGACUGGGCGGUGUCCACAGCUACGCCUCAGUGACAGUGGUAAGAUUCCUGCUGGGUGUCUUUGAGGCAGGACUAUUUCCCGGUCUGGUCUACUAUCUGACCUUCUGGUACACAUCAUCAGAGCGCAGUCUUCGAGUGGCCUUCAUUCUAGCAUCGGCGACACUAGCCGGUGCAUUCGGCGGUGCCAUUGCUUAUGGCGUAGGACACAUGAACCAAGCAGCUGGUUUAUCUGCGUGGCGAUGGUUGUUCAUCAUUGAAGGCGCCCCUUCCUGUCUAUCUGCCGUGGCAGUGUGGUUCUUGUUACCAGAUUUUCCCGAAGACGUGAAGUGGCUGAACACGGCCGAAAAGGCCCUUGCAACUCAGCGACUUGGCCUUGAAGGGAGCAAAGGACAUGACGGUGGCAUGACUUGGGCUGAUGCGAAAGCCACGCUCGGAGACCUCAGACUUUGGGGGCACUAUAUUGUCUACUUUGGCAUAUCGGUCCCGUUUAGUUCAUUGUCACUCUUCACGCCAUCCAUAACUGCUGGUUUAGGAUACAAAGAUCUCCAAGCUCAAUUAAUGACCGUUCCUCCGUAUGCCGUAGCUUAUGUUGUACAAAUCCUCACAUCAUGGUCUGCUGACCAUUUCAACGCUCGCGGUCUUCAUUCCGCAACGUUGGCGACUAUCGGAGCUAUCGGAUUCCUUGCUUCGGCUGUACUGCCUGCUGAUGCAUAUGCAUCUCGAUAUGGUUGUCUCAUCGUUGCGGCAUGUGGAGCCUUCGCCUGUAUCCCCCCGCUUCUCGGAUGGCUGUCCUCGAACAUCUUCAGUACCGCAUCGGUAGGUAUGGCAAUCGCGUUGAACAUUGGGCUUGGAGGCGCGCCUGGCCAGAUUGUGGGUGUUUGGAUUUACAAGGCCAACGAAGCGACAGUUGGUUACCCUACAGGACACUGGACGAACGCUGCGCUGUUAUUCAUGGUUGCCGUUGGAUGUGGAAUGCUUCGCGUCUAUUAUGGCUGGAAGAACUCUAGAGCAUCUCCUGGAGCACGGCUGUUUAAAUACUGA